Messenger RNA from Papaver somniferum (opium poppy), 1290 nucleotides. RefSeq names its product cyclin-dependent kinase F-4-like. NCBI's taxonomy places the organism in Eukaryota, Viridiplantae, Streptophyta, Magnoliopsida, Ranunculales, Papaveraceae. The record is from RefSeq and is a predicted model, not a curated record. The transcript has a single exon. Gene Ontology annotation, biological process: intracellular signal transduction; protein phosphorylation. Gene Ontology annotation, cellular component: cytoplasm; nucleus. The coding region runs from base 1 to 1290 and encodes 429 amino acids. Gene Ontology annotation, molecular function: protein serine/threonine kinase activity; ATP binding.
AUGGAGUAUUGUAGUUAUACUCUGAUUGAUAAAGUUGGCGAAGGAACCUUCGGAUACGUAUGGAAAGCUAUAGAUAAUCUAAGUGCUGAUGGUUCUGAAAUUGUAGCAAUAAAGGAGAUGAAGAAAUUAUAUUCGUCCUUGGAAGAAUGCCUUGAACUUCCAGAAGUCAAGGCAUUGGUUAAACUCUAUGGGGAUCCGAAUAUCGUCGGACUCAGAAAACUCAUCUUUGACAAUCAGGUGUUAUAUUUGGUCUUUGAUUACGAAGAAUUUACUCUGUAUCGCCUUAUGCAUGAUAAGAUCAAUCUUUGUACGGAUGCUGAGUUACUAAACGGGUUAUUGGAGAACAGGAUAGGCCUUUUUUCGGAGUCUCAGAUACGACGCUGGUCUCGUCAAAUCUUGCUAGCUCUUGCACAGAUGCAUCGUCCUGGUGGAUAUAUGCAUCGAGAUAUAAAACCAGAUAACUUGCUGGUCGCUAGAGAUGGAGAUUCAAUAAAGAUCGCGGAUUUUGGUCAAGCUAGGGAAAUUGAUUCUAAAUCACCGUGUUCAGAUUAUGUUACUACACGGAUGUACCGCGCACCUGAAGUGCUGUUAAACUCGGUUUCGUAUACCUCUGCUGUUGAUAUGUGGGCAGUUGGGGCUAUAAUGGCCGAACUGUAUUCGUUUCGUCCUCUUUUUCCUGGUAAGAAUCGAGCAGAUCAGCUGUAUAAGAUUUGCAGUGUAAUCGGAAGUCCAACUUAUGAGUCGUGGGCAGAAGGAAUACAACUUGCCAAUUGGUGUGGUUACAAGUUUCCUCAAGUACAUCCAUAUGGUAUUUCUACAAUGAUACCAUCUGCUAGUCAUGAGGCUAUAGAUCUGAUUAAAUCCCUUUGUUCUUGGGAUCCAAAAAACAGACCAACAGCUAUGGAGGCUCUGAAGCAUCCUUACUUUGCGCCCGAUAUGCGUGAAUUGCCAGAAGCGACAACAAAUGCAAAAUUGGAGCAGAGAAUAUAUCCUAAUCAGACUUGCUUUGGUGAAAAACUUCUUGGACCUUUCUCCCCUGUUAGAGAUAUUACAAUUGAAGAUAUGUUAAAGAGGGUUUGGGCAGAGGAUACAAGUGCAAAGUUCGCGCAGAGAAUAUAUCCUAAUCAGACUUGCUUUGGUGUAGAACUUUUUGGCCCUUUCUCCCCUGUAGGAAACAUGACAAGCCAAGAUCUGUUUGAGAGUGUUUGGGGUUGCAGUUUAGAUGCCUCUUUCAGAGAGAUAACUCAUCAGGGGAAGCAGACAGCAGCAGCAGCAGCGCAUGCUUUCUAA